AUGAAGAUUUUGAUUACCGGAAACCUCGGUUACGUGGGACCCGUUGUGACCAGGCAUCUGAGGGCGAGUUUGCCGGAUGCAUAUCUGGCAGGCUUCGACGCUGCCUUCUUUGCGCAUGCUUUCAGCGAUGUGAGUGCUCUGCCCGAGAGAAUGCUGGACAUGCAGCGGUUCGGGGAUGUUCGCGAUAUCGCGAGCGACGAUCUUCGGGGAUUUGACGGCGUCGUUCAUCUGGCGGCCGUAUCCAACGAUCCCAUGGGUAAAAAAUUCGAGACGGUCACGCAGGAGAUCAACUGCGAUGCGAGUGUGCGGCUGGCGCGCCUCGCGCAAGAGGCCGGUGUAAAGCGUUUCGUCUUUGCGUCCUCUUGUUCCGUCUAUGGCUUUGCUCCUGGAGCAGCCCGAAAGGAAUCCGACUCCCUGAACCCACAGACGGCCUAUGCCAAGUCCAAGGUCGAUACCGAGCGGCAGCUUGCGGGGAUGAACAGCUCGGAGAUGACCAUUACAUGCCUGAGAUUCGCCACGGCGUGUGGAAUGUCGGAUCGCCUUCGACUGGAUCUCGUCCUUAAUGACUUUGUAGCAUCCAGCGUCGCUGAGAAGCGGAUCACGGUCCUGUCGGACGGUACGCCUUGGCGCCCUCUUAUCGAUGUUCAAGACAUGGCGCGCGCGAUCGAGUGGGCUCUCGUGCGGCCGGAGGAGGCGGGCGGGCGCUUCUUGAGCGUCAACGUCGGCAGCGAGGUCUGGAACUAUCAGGUGAAGGACUUGGCGCACGCCGUGGCAGACGCCAACCCGGGAACCGUUGUUUCGAUCAACAAAGAUGCGCAGCCGGAUACGCGCUCCUACAAGGUCGAUUUUUCGCUAUUCAAGACGCUUGCUCCCCAGCAUCAACCGCGGGUGAGCUUGAGCGAAGCGAUUGCGCGGCUCCAGAACGGUUUGACCACCAUGAAAUUCUCUGACUCGGAUUUUCGCUCGUCGCACUUUAUGCGGCUGAGGAUUCUCGAAAGCCACAUAGCUAGCGGACGUCUGUCUCCUGCCCUUCGCUGGCUGGAUUCCAACUGA
Molecule: messenger RNA, 1053 nt
Organism: Ostertagia ostertagi
Lineage: Eukaryota; Metazoa; Nematoda; Chromadorea; Rhabditida; Trichostrongylidae
Source: the annotation of a GenBank genome assembly